Messenger RNA from Aureobasidium vineae, 717 nucleotides. Lineage: Eukaryota; Fungi; Ascomycota; Dothideomycetes; Dothideales; Saccotheciaceae. The record is from the annotation of a GenBank genome assembly.
UUCGGCGAGCGUUGUUCUUCCCAGCCCCUUGCUCGUCUUGACCGACGUGCUGGUAAGCUUCAGUUCAUCGGCAUCAAUGAAUCGGGACCCGAGUUUGGUGAGGGAAACAUACCCGGUCGCUUGGGGACCGAUUACACAUGGCCCGAUCUUGGUUCCAUCAGUACAUUCGUCAACAAGGGCUAUAACAGCUUCCGUGUGAACUUUNUGAUGGAGCGUCUGGUGCCCAACCAGAUGACUGGCUCGCUGGAUGCCGCGUACCUUAACAACCUGACGCAGACUGUCGAUGGCAUUACCAACCUCGGUGCGUAUGCUAUCAUCGUUCCUCACAACUAUGGUCGCUACAACGGCCAAAUCAUUACUUCAGCCGAGGACUUUGGCACAUUCUGGAAGACUGUUGCUGCACAGUUCAAGGACAAUGAAAAGGUCAUCUUUGAUACCAAUAACGAGUUUCAUGAUGACGAGCGUCUCCAAGCCGCAACGACCUGGCUCCGUGACAACAAGAAGAUUGGAUUGAUUGGUGAAUUUGCAGGCGCGGUCAAUGCCGAUUGCGAAGCCGCUGUCAAGGACAUGCUUGCCUUUGUGGCUGACAACUCUGACGUUUGGGCCGGUGCACUCUGGUGGGCUGCUGGUCCUUGGUGGGGUGACUAUAUGUUUUCGGUCGAGCCUAAGGACGGUGUAGCGUACAGCACAUAUGCAGACCUCGUCGCAUCGUAUGCA